Molecule: messenger RNA, 1107 nt
Organism: Apis florea (little honeybee)
Lineage: Eukaryota; Metazoa; Arthropoda; Insecta; Hymenoptera; Apidae
Gene: Cth
Product: Cystathionine gamma-lyase
Biological process (GO): transsulfuration
Cellular component (GO): cytoplasm
Molecular function (GO): cystathionine gamma-lyase activity; pyridoxal phosphate binding
Source: RefSeq, a predicted model, not a curated record
AUGAUAUUGAUUAAAACUUUUAUUUAUGGAAGAAGUGGUAAUCCUACAAGAAAUGUUUUACAAACAUGUUUAGCUGCUCUAGAAGAUGGAAAACAUGUUGUUUUUUCAUCGGGUUUAGGUGCUACAACUGUUUUAACUUCACUAUUAAAUGCAGGAGAUCAUAUUAUAUCUGGAGAUGAUAUUUAUGGUGGAACUAAUCGUUUUUUCAAAAAUUGUUUAAAAAAUAUUUUAGUAACAUUUGUGGAUAUGAUAGACAUAAAUAAUAUUAUAACCAAUAUACAACCAAAUACAAAGAUGAUUUGGUUAGAGACACCAACUAAUCCUUUACUUAAAGUAAUUGAUAUUGAAGCAGUUACUCAAGCAGUGAAGCAAAUAAAUCCUGAAAUUCUUGUAAUAGUAGACAAUACUUUCCUAACAUGUUAUUAUCAAAAACCAUUAAAAUUGGGUGCAGAUAUUGUAAUAUAUUCCUUAACAAAGUACAUGAAUGGGCAUUCAGAUGUUAUUAUGGGUGCAGCAAUUACAAAUAGAGAAGAUAUUGCAAAUAGACUUCGAUUUUUACAAAAUGCUAUGGGCGUUGUUUCAUCACCUCUAGAUUGUUUUUUAGUUAAUCGCAGUUUAAAAACUCUAGAACUUAGAAUGCAACAACAUAUGAAACAUGGGCUUGCAGUUGCAAAAUUUUUACAAUCACAUCCAUGUGUAGAAAAAGUAUUUCAUCCAUAUUUACCAUCACAUCCACAGCAUGAACUUGCUAUUAGACAAACAUCUGGUCAUAGUGGAAUGGUUUCAUUUUAUCUAAAGGGUGAUUCUAGUAAAUUUCUAAAGGCAUUAAAGAUAUUUACAUUAGCAGAAUCACUUGGUGGUUAUGAAUCUCUUGCUGAAUUGCCAUCUGUUAUGACUCAUGCUUCAAUUCCUGAAGAAACUAAAAAAAUAUUAGGUAUUAAUGAUAAAUUAAUUCGGUUGUCUGUUGGUCUUGAAACUGAAAGGGAUAUUUUGGCUGAUCUUGAUCAAGCUCUUAAAGCUAGUCAAUAAAUAUUUUAAUUUUAUAUGCAUAUUCAUAGUGUUGAAUUGCUACUAUAUAUAAUAUAUAUGUUAACAUGAUAUAUUAUA